AUGGCAUUAAAUAAUAUUUCUAUGGAUCGAGGCAUAGACCACUCACUCACCGAUUAUGAGGAGGCCCGAGCAGCACUGCAACAGCAGGAACGGGAAAUUUCCUUUGAUUUUGCUUUCAAACGUGAUCAGUCAAACCUUGAGAUUCAAGCAAGCGAGGUCCUUGAUCGGAUUCGUAUCGCUGAGCAUGAGAGGCUAAAAUCAACGACUGGACUUGAGCGAGGCCAAAGGUUUUAUGAGAUGCUUUCUGCAAUUGAGGAUAGCGAUCUUUUGCGAACUGCCAAGCGCUCACCCAAAGGAGCGCUGUUACACUGUCACUUUGAUGCUAUGCUGCCCCCUGAGGUGAUGUUGCCAAUGGCACAAAAAAUGAGCAACAUGCAUAUCAAGUGUACAGAACCCCUUGUGGAGGCCGGUUCUUUUUCAAAAGCUCUGCCGGAAAUGCAAUUGUUAAGCAAAAAGAAAGCCAUGGCUAUGUCUCAUAUCAACAUUUUUGACCGAUCUUAUUCAUCGAAUGAUUGGAUGCUGUAUAGCGACUUUCGACGGAGCUUUCCAACAGGCGAUCAAGGAGCUGAUGAAUGGCUUCUUUCGAAGAUCGAGCUACAGAGAUCUGACGCGCAUUCUCCACAAAGAACAGUCAAUAGGUGCAUGCCAUAA
Messenger RNA from Penicillium angulare, 651 nucleotides. RefSeq lists its product as uncharacterized. The transcript has a single exon. NCBI's taxonomy places the organism in Eukaryota, Fungi, Ascomycota, Eurotiomycetes, Eurotiales, Aspergillaceae. Bases 1 to 651 code for a protein of 216 amino acids. The record is from RefSeq and is a predicted model, not a curated record.